AUGAGUAGUGUGAUUGACAACUUGAAGCAGCAACUACAAGAGAUUCCUGAAAUCAAUAGCAUCGAAGUGUUAAAUUCAGUCAUUUGUUUAAAGGAGCUUUCUGGACAAACUCAAUUAGAAGGAAAGUGGAUCCAAUUAACUAAUGUCUGCAAAAUUCUCGGCGAUGCAGCUCGCGCAGAAACUGUUCGUACCCCCUUGGGAAACGCACGCGUCAUUGAAGAUUUGGCGACCUUGCUACAACGAGUGCCUUCAGAAGAGACAGAUUUUCAUAUUCAAGCGCUUCGUGUCCUUGGCAAUAUGUGCUUUGAUCAUGAGGAAAAUCGUAAACAUGUCAAGGAUUCUGGGGUCAUAUCAACUAUUUCUCCCUUCUUUCAUAGUCAGAAAAAGGAGUUACUGCCCUUUGUUUGCGGAUUCUACUUGAACAGUAGUAUGGAUUAUGCCCCUAUUCAGAGUCAAUUGAGCGAGUGUGGAGCAGUAAAGUCUCUUAUUGAGCUCAUGGAUCCAGACACUGGCAUUACAGAUGAUAACUGUAUCACAAUGUGUAUGAAGAUUUUGGACGGAAUAGCAUCCAAUGAGGAGGCACGUAAGAUGGUUGCAGAUACUUUUGCUGUUAAGAUACUUGUCAAGAGACUUAUUUACGAAUUGAAGUGCUUGGAGCAUUUGGAUAUGCUAGAUAGUUUGGCAUGCUCUUUGCUUGAAAUCGUUAUGGAUGAUGAUAUCCUGCAGAACGAAAUAGUCGAUUUAGGAGUAUUAGAUGAGCUGCUGGAUUUCCUUGAGAAUACGACUAUUGAGACAGGUCUCGCUAAAGAGGAAAAAGAGACGUUGGGCGAGAUAAAAAAGGCUGUGAUGAGACUUGUUGUUUAUUCACUAUCGACUGACUCAAAGAUGGACGAACUCUUUAACGAUCAGCAUCUUUUAUCAAGAUUGAUGAAAAUGAUGACCAAUCCUGUGGCUGUUGUGCAUCAAUGUGCUGUUUAUGCUCUUGGAAACCUUGCGAGAUCAGAUGAUCAUUGCAUCGAAUUGGUUGAGAAAUACAAGUUAUCAAAGCAUUUGCUUGAUUUAUUUCAGCGUACUGAAAAUGCUACAUUUCAAUAUGCAAUUCUUGGAUGCUUAAAACACUUGUGUCUCCCUAUAACAAAUAAACCAUUGAUUGGUAACGAAAACUGCAUUCAGAUCGUCUCAUCAACAUUAGAUCAGUCAAAGGAUAUGCUGAAAAGAAACCAAUUUCUUAGUAUCGGUAUCAUCAAGUUACUGUGUACUGGCAACUAUAAGAACUCAGUAAAGGUUAUCGAUGGAGGCGUGUUAUCUCUGAUUAUAUCUUUUAUCAAACGUGUGGAUGAUCCAGCUGCAAAGAGCGAAGCGACGAGAGUGAUAACAAAUGUGAUCAAGGCAAUAUGGGUUGAGGAAGAUAGUAAAGAUCUACGCACCAAACUGCUGGAGUCAGAUGCUAUCAAACCUAUUGUUGAAUUGAUUUGUACAACUCAAUUCGAUGUAUUAAAAAAUGACGGUAUUAUGGCUCUUAAUUUAGUCUUUUCGGAUAAGCAUUAUCUCUCAUUUAUGGCUCCAUUGUUUCCUCUUUUGACAACGGAUGAUUACGAUGUGAAUGGACAAAAGAUGUCAUUUGUAACGUGUAUGUCGAAUGAUAUUUGUGAAAGUAAGCUCCCUGUUCAGAUUAAAUGUAAUAUUUGUGUUUUGCUUUGUCAAAUUAUUGAAGUUGCUAGUCUUGUGGAACAAAGAGAUACCAUUGAAUUGAUCAAAACUCGUUACUUAAAUCGACUGAAGCUUAUGAAACCGGAUGACGUCUUACAAACAUAUGUUAGUACCUUGUUAAACGCAUUAGAAAGUAAAUAA
This is a messenger RNA of Rhizopus microsporus ATCC 52813, 1851 nucleotides long. Its product is annotated as ARM repeat-containing protein. Gene Ontology annotation, molecular function: protein binding; guanyl-nucleotide exchange factor activity. Gene Ontology annotation, biological process: positive regulation of GTPase activity. Gene Ontology annotation, cellular component: cytosol. The coding region runs from base 1 to 1851 and encodes 616 amino acids. The record is from RefSeq and is a predicted model, not a curated record. The transcript is spliced from 10 exons. Lineage: Eukaryota; Fungi; Mucoromycota; Mucoromycetes; Mucorales; Rhizopodaceae.